GCGCAGUUCACUUCCCGUUUUGAAUCGUGAGGCGCGAGUCUAUACGUUCGGAAAACAGGCAGUGAGGUCAAAAUGAAGACAUCGCGAGGGUCCGGAAGGGCCUCAACAAAGGGCCCCAGAGGAACCGCAGAGAGGAAGACAAAUAAGUCUAAGCCCAGCACUGCAGACUCGCACCGGGGACAGUCACAGAAGAACGGAGCAGUGGCCAGAAACACCAAAAGUCAGCAAUCAUGGAAGCCGCUGUCCAAGUCUUCUCUUCUGGCUCUUGACAACAUGCUGGGUUUGUCUUUUCUAUCUGUUCUGACAUUGAAAAACAAAGAAAAAGACGAAUCCCAGAAGCAUCUCAACCUUCUCAAAAAUCAGUUUCUGGCUCAGUGUGCACAGCUUUCUGUUCCUCCCAGAAAAUAUGGAGACAUCAUCAACGUUUCCCAUCAAUUCAAAGCCGAGAGCAAGAAGUCUGAGCAGGGCAAGAAAACGCUCGAGGCUCUAGAGGAGAACAUGCGCUCGAUUGUUGGCACUCUCGAGGAGAUGGAAGUAAAGAUGGACCGUUUGGAAGAGAAAUGUCGGAUUUUCAGGAGCAGAAUAGAGGAGGAAGAGGAAAACGCGCAAGAGGUUCGAGUCUUGCUUGUUCGAACAAGCAAGAUUCUUCAGCUGCCAAAACAGACAGUCCUGCGCCUUCCUGCUUUACCGCCUCGUCCAGUCAAUGAGCCGUCACUACAGGAGCACAUGAUGAAGAUGGUACCCAAUCCCAGUGCAGUGGUCAAAGCUCUUCAGACAGAUCCAGUCGUGGAGGAUGUGAGGACGUUCCUGACUCUUGCACACAAGCAGGUGGAUGCAGUGCAGACAGAUAGAAACACACUCCUAGACUAAUGUUAGUGACCUUACAACCACAGGACAGACUCGCACACCAUUCAGAAGAUUUUAUUAUUAUUGUAUUCUUUUUUCACGACAAAAGCAGUAGUUGAACUAAAUAAUUGCUUAUGUAUUUCAAAAUGACUCAUUGUGUAACAGCACCUUACAAACAUGACAUUUACCGGAUGUGAGUUCUUAACUCUUACCUUAUCUAAUCUGUGUAAAAAGAUUCAUCACAUGCCUUAGUUGUGCAGUUCACAUGCUUGCUAGUUUUUAUAUGUGAUCUGACAAUUAAAGCUUUGAAAAUGAAUUGAAAAUGUUUCUCUGUACUUUAAAGUCCGCAUACCUACUUCCACAGAUACCUGGUAGCAUUUCUGCGGCUUUCUUAAUACUGAAUCUGAGAACUUCACUGUUCUGUUGAAUGUCUUUGAUAAGUUGUUGAGUUUUUUUAAACGCAAAGGCCACACGAUGGUGUCGUGAUUUCUUUGAUAACAAUAAAAACAUGCUCCAAAUCCUUUCGUGUCCUGAAAAUACAAAGGUCCAUUGAAAAUAAAGGUCUCUUAUGUUGCACCAUGA
Messenger RNA from Triplophysa dalaica, 1428 nucleotides. RefSeq names its product centromere protein Q (gene cenpq). Bases 73 to 870 code for a protein of 265 amino acids. The transcript is spliced from 9 exons. The record is from RefSeq and is a predicted model, not a curated record. Lineage: Eukaryota; Metazoa; Chordata; Actinopteri; Cypriniformes; Nemacheilidae.